Molecule: messenger RNA, 1313 nt
Organism: Vitis riparia (riverbank grape)
Lineage: Eukaryota; Viridiplantae; Streptophyta; Magnoliopsida; Vitales; Vitaceae
Product: expansin-A10-like
Exons: 4
Coding region: 112-852 (246 amino acids)
Biological process (GO): plant-type cell wall organization
Cellular component (GO): extracellular region
Source: RefSeq, a predicted model, not a curated record
ACCACCCCCCUGAAGUCCUAUAUAUCCCCCCUCAUCGCCCCUCCCAUUUUCUUCAUCUCACUUAAUCUCUUUCUCUCCUGCUCUUGCUUGGAAGCUUCAUUCUAAGCGAAAAUGGCACUAGUUGGUCUGUUCUUGGUGGGUCUUCUGUCUAUGGUGUCAAGUGUUCAUGGUCAAGGAUGGAUCAAUGCUCAUGCCACCUUCUAUGGUGGGGGUGAUGCUUCUGGGACAAUGGGCGGUGCUUGUGGGUAUGGAAACUUGUACAGCCAGGGGUAUGGAACAAACACAGCAGCUUUGAGCACAGCUCUGUUCAACAGUGGAUUGAGCUGUGGAUCUUGCUAUGAGAUUAGGUGCGUGAAUGACCCAAAAUGGUGCCUGCCUGGCUCCAUUGUGGUCACAGCCACCAAUUUCUGUCCACCAAACAAUGCCCUCUCAAACAAUGCAGGAGGGUGGUGUAACCCUCCUCUGCAACACUUUGACCUCUCUGAGCCUGUCUUCCAACACAUUGCCCAAUUCAGAGCUGGGAUUGUCCCUGUCUCCUACAGAAGGGUACCCUGCAGCAGGAGGGGAGGCAUAAGGUUUACCAUCAAUGGCCACUCUUACUUCAACCUAGUCCUCAUCACAAACGUUGGUGGAGCUGGUGAUGUCCAUGCUGUGGCAAUCAAAGGGUCAAGGACUGGUUGGCAGUCAAUGUCCAGGAACUGGGGCCAAAACUGGCAGAGCAACACCUAUCUUAAUGGACAGAGCCUCUCGUUCAAGGUCACCACCAGUGAUGGCCACACUGUCGUCUCCUACAAUUGUGUCCCUGCUGGCUGGUCCUUUGGCCAGACCUUCAGUGGCGCACAGUUCCGCUAAACACUUUGGAGCUGCUUCCCCUAUAUUUAACUAUAGCUUGCUAGGAGAUAUAUAAUAUAUACCACUUGGUAUAGUUAGUAUUGUCAAUUUAGUAUAUGAGAGGUAUACUGUUGUGGUUGGGGUCGAUCUUGGCCUCUUCUUGGGUCAAAAACGAUAAAGGGUUUUCUUUUUUUUAAAUAACCCUAAUCAUUUUAAUUUGAAUAUGUCAUUGUGGCCUUGUAGGGGUACCCUAUUCAAUGACCCCUUAUUCUGAGGUCCUUUUUCAUGGCAGAGGUGGUCUUUUACCGCCCGCCACUAGUAUCUGAAUUGCAAUUUGCCUUAUUAUGAAAUUUUUGCUUGUAAGGUCAUUGUAAUCGGCUCCGGCUGAAUAUGCCCUCAGAUGUUAUGCCUUCCAAGUAUAUGAAACUAAAAGUGUAAAGUUUGAUUAGUAAUGAAAAGAGAGUGCCAAUCUAUUUUAAGCA